Lodderomyces elongisporus is the source of this 2172-nucleotide messenger RNA. It is a transcript of the gene ARE2, whose product is annotated as sterol acyltransferase. Gene Ontology annotation, molecular function: ergosterol O-acyltransferase activity. The record is from RefSeq and is a predicted model, not a curated record. The coding region runs from base 1 to 2172 and encodes 723 amino acids. NCBI's taxonomy places the organism in Eukaryota, Fungi, Ascomycota, Pichiomycetes, Serinales, Debaryomycetaceae. The transcript has a single exon. Gene Ontology annotation, cellular component: endoplasmic reticulum membrane. Gene Ontology annotation, biological process: ergosterol metabolic process.
AUGAGAACAAGUACCGCGGAUAAGUUGGAUCUGAUAUCAGAUAAUAUAGAUAGACGAAACCUACUUGACAUCAACAAUGACUAUACCACUGGCUCUUCAAGCGAGACAGAUGAGUCCGAUACACUGAAAUUCCAAAGGACACCCAGUGACCUUCUGGAUCUUAGAGCACCACCACAUCUUGCCAAAAGGAAUGGCUCGUAUUUCCUAAAUAAAAAUGAUAGCGAACUUGCAAGUAUACCAUCAACAACCCCAUCUGCAUUGUCGUCCACCACAUCGGUUAAUAACGCUUCUCCGCCACCGAGUCCACUUCGAUACGAGAAUCAGCGUGAUAAUUCACAAGUUAGAAACAGAAUUAAGAAGCAAGAGCACGAGCACGAGCACGAGCACGAGCACGAGCACGAGCACAAGCAAGAGCGGCAAAAAAAGAGACCUUUUACUAGUGGCACUGGAUUACAUACCAGUGAGUCCGAUAUUACUUUGGAUGGAUUAGUCAAGUAUGUAUCGAACCAGGACAAAGCAAGGCUCAACAAAAGACAUCAAGAGUUGAACAAUAAUGAUAAUAAUAAUAAUAAUAUUAAUACUACUACUACUACUACAGACGAGAACGACAAAACCACUCAAAGUAGUAACAACGACAAUAACAGUAAAAACAAAAACAAGAACAAGAACAAUACUGGUGCUCACCAUGGCCAUAAAAGGAAAGAUAGCAAUAGCAAGUAUCGGUUACGUUUUGGAGACUUGACAUUCGGUACUUCGAGCACAACGAUUCUUGACUCACAAGAGUUUAUCAACUCGCAAUUCUUUGGGAUGUACGUGUUGUUUUGGCUCGCUACUGCAUUUAUCAUGUUGAAUAACUUUGUGCACAUCUACUUUGAGAAUGCUACACCAAUAUGGAACUGGACAGUUGUGAGAAUUAUUCGUCAGGAUUUGUUUAAAGUUGCAUUCACUGAUUUGGCAAUGUACUUGGGUACAUAUAUGUCAUACCUUUUACAAGUUUCUGUGAAGCACCGAAUUUUCAGCUGGAGACGUGUAGGGUGGAUUGUUGAAAGUGUUUAUGAAGCUGCUUAUUUCUUUACAUUUUUGUGGUUUUCCCAUUAUAUGCAAUUCCCUUGGAUUGCCAGAGUGUUUUUAGUAUUGCACAGUUUGGUGUUUGUUAUGAAGAUGCAUUCCUUUGCAUUUUACAAUGGCUAUCUAUGGGGAAUAUACACCGAAGGUUUAUUUUCAGAGUCUUACUUGCACAGGUUGCUAAAUGACGAGGUUGAUUUACCCAAAGGAUUUGAGUUGGACCAUACUCUAAAAAUUCUUGAAGGAAGUAUUGAGUUUGCCAAGUAUGAAUUGGAGUACCAGUCGAAAGCCACAUCGGAUAAACCCGAUAAUGAUAAACAUAAGUGUGACGGUGCAAGAUUGGAUAUAUCGAUUGAGGAGCUACAACGCACAAAUUGUAUUUUGUUUCCUCAAAAUAUCAAUUUGAAAAACUACUUUGAGUAUAGUAUGUUUCCAACUUUGGUCUACACUAUACUGUACCCUCGAACCAAUACAAUCAGAUGGUCGUAUGUCUUUUUCAAGACAUUCGCCGUGUUUGGUCUUUACUUUUUGAUGAUCACCAUUGCAGAAAAUAGCUUGUUGCCCAUUGUUGGACGGUGUUUUCUUGCCAAGAAACUUCCACUCCAGGAACGUGUGCCACAAUAUUUUUUUAUACUUCUUGAUAUGAUACCACCAUUUUUGAUGGAGUAUCUAUUUACAUUUAUUCUUAUAUGGGACUCGGUGCUCAAUGCACUUGCCGAGCUCACCAUGUUUGCAGAUAGGGAUUUCUAUGGCCCGUGGUGGUCAUGCACGGAUUUCUCGGAUUUUGCCAGAUUGUGGAACAAACCGGUGCACAAUUUCUUAUUACGUCACGUGUACCACUCGAGUAUAAGUGCGUUUAAGGUGAACAAGAUCCAAGCUGCAAUGAUUACAUUUAUCAUUCUGAGUAUUGUGCACGAGUUGGUGAUGUAUGUCAUAUUUGGCAUUUUCAGAGGCUAUUUGUUAUUGUUCCAAAUGUCUCAGAUCCCAUUGAUUAUGCUUAGCAGGUCACGGUUUUUGAGAGGAAGAAAGAUUUUGGGCAAUAUUAUCUGUUGGUUUGGCUUUAUUAGUGGUCCUAGUAUAAUCUUUUGUCUAUAUCUAGUGUUUUAG